Molecule: messenger RNA, 1465 nt
Organism: Sarcophilus harrisii (Tasmanian devil)
Lineage: Eukaryota; Metazoa; Chordata; Mammalia; Dasyuromorphia; Dasyuridae
Gene: RBM34
Product: RNA binding motif protein 34
Exons: 11
Coding region: 15-1400 (461 amino acids)
Molecular function (GO): RNA binding
Source: RefSeq, a predicted model, not a curated record
AAGGCAAGGCGGAAAUGACGUCUCGAGCACCAGAAGUUGACAAGACCACGUGGUCCAUAUCCAGUGGAGACGUAUUCUUGCGGCCAAGAUGGCGCCUGAAGGGAAGAUUAAGGGGAAGAAAAAGAAACCGACCGGAGACAGCAGUGGAAGAUAAAAUGAGCAGCUCCUCAUCUGGAGAAUAUCAGGUUGGACAAGUGUCCGGCAGUUUGUUUCAAAACAAACCUUGUAAGAGCGUCAAGAGCCACCUGGCAUCUCUCUUCAGCUCCUCAUCAGCACAAGCCCAGCAACCUGUCUAUGUGGCUGCUAAAGAAGUUAAUGGUAAGAAGAGAAAACAUAAUGAAGAUGAAAUUGCAUUGCACAGUCAGAGAACUAGUGCUGCUGUUGAACAAAUGCCUGCAAAGAAAAUUAUAAUGAAGAAAGAUCUUUCUGAUGCAGAUAAAAGAUUGGCACACAGAGAAAGUGCUAUGGUAUCUGCUGAUCUUGAAGAGGAAGAAAAAGUGCAAGCUAAACAAAUGAAGAAACAGAAAAUUUCUCAAGCAAGUAGUAAUGGCAAAACAGCAAAUGGUAAAAUACUUGAUAAUUCAGAUAAUUCAUUUGAGUUAAAUAAAAGAAAGAAGAUUCAAAUCAAUGAGGCAGAGGAAAGAAUAAAGAAUAAGAGAACUGUAUUUGUGGGGAAUUUACCUGUCACGUGUAAAAAAAAGGAACUGAAAUCAUUUUUUAAAGAAUAUGGACAAAUAGAAUGUGUACGAUUCCGUUCUUUGAUUCCAGCAAAGAGCAAUUUAUCCAAAAAGAUUGCUGCAAUAAAACGUGAAGUUCAUCCUGAACAGAAGAGUAUUAAUGGUUAUGUUGUUUUUAAGGAAGAGAGUGCUGCUGAAAAGGCAUUAAAAAGAAAUGGUGCUCAGAUUGCAGAGGGAUUUCCCAUCAGAGUUGAACUUAUAUCUGACACUCCUUUGAGGAGCAAAAGAUCAGUAUUUGUGGGGAACCUCCCUUACAAAAUUGAAGAGACUGCUAUUCAAGAGCAUUUCUCUGACUGUGGAAGUGUUUUAGCAGUAAAACUUGUGAGAAAUAAAGUCACUGGAAUUGGCAAAGGAUGUGGCUAUGUGCUCUUUGAGAAUACUGAUGCUGUACAGCUUGCUUUGAAAUUAAACAACUCUGAAUUAAUGGGAAGGAAACUACGAGUCAAGCGUUAUGUUAAUAAUGAAAAGGCUAAGCUAUCACAUACCCCAGGCAAAGUUUUGGAGAAUUCCACCAAAUUUAAGCACAAACUUAAUUUUCCUCUUAAAAACACAGGACAGCAUUCUGAAAAUCCAUUUGCUGGAGAAAAAGCUAAUCCCUUGAAGAAGAAAAAGAAAAGGCAAAAAAAUGGAAAAAGUAAAAAGCGAAUGGAAAAGCACAAAUAGAGAAUCAGUCUGAGACUUUUAUACUUGUUGGAUAAUUUACUAAUAAAGUUGUUUUAUUUAAUGAA